Messenger RNA from Aaosphaeria arxii CBS 175.79, 960 nucleotides. RefSeq lists its product as uncharacterized. NCBI's taxonomy places the organism in Eukaryota, Fungi, Ascomycota, Dothideomycetes, Pleosporales. Bases 430 to 708 code for a protein of 92 amino acids. Gene Ontology annotation, cellular component: heterotrimeric G-protein complex. Gene Ontology annotation, biological process: G protein-coupled receptor signaling pathway. The transcript has 3 exons. The record is from RefSeq and is a predicted model, not a curated record. Gene Ontology annotation, molecular function: G-protein beta-subunit binding.
UCACACACUCGCUCCACUCGCUCACUCAUCCUACUCUAACUCUUCUUUCCCCCAGGAGCACCUCUUCAACCUCUCCUCGAAGACAAUCCUUCCCCCCUCCCCUCCUCCCAUCCAGCGCAGGCCUGGUUCCCAUCGCCCAUCGGCCCAUUGCGAUUCUCUGCUGUGUUUCAAUUCACACGUCCUUUUGCUCCAUCGCAAUCCUUCCGCCAUCCGCAACGGGCUUUCGUCAGGCUCGGCUGCCUCCGCUCCUUUAACCCCCGUUGCUCUGCCUCGUCUGAUUCUCGUCUCCUCACUACACGUCCAAUUCACAACACGUCGCACCAUCAUCCGGCGCACACAUUUUAGACAUCACGCUCUACCGUCGUCCCCUUUACCAAGCUCGACGCCGUAUUCCACCUCCUCGAUCACUCUUACCUCGGUAUGAUGAUGAUGGCAGCGCCCUACGAGAUCCGCACCGGCGGCGACGGCAAAAGCAAAAAGCAGAGCAUGGCCGAGCUGAAGCUCCGUCGCCUCACGGAAUUGAACCAACGUCUGCGAGAGGACCUUGACCGUCGCCGGAUACCUGUCUCGGAAGCUGCGUUAGAUCUUAUUGCAUUCACAGAUAAGGAGCCAAAGGACUGGAUGGUGCCUUCGCGAUGGGGAACGAUUGAUAAGCGCGAGGAUCCUUAUGCCCCCCAACAAAGCAACGGCUGCUGCAUCGUUAUGUAAAGCGACAAGGACCACGACAAGGAGCCAUCGAUCAUGUUCAGCAACGGCGUUUAUGCGGAGCCCUUGACGGCACAAAGAUUUUCAUAUACCUUUCUUUUGGUGGCAGGAGGUGGAUAAUACCCAUGGUAGUCCUGGGACUCGAAAUAUGGACGGGCCAUGUACUUUUCAGCAAUGUGUAAAUUAUGGAUGGUGGUUGCGGUUGAGGAGGGCGAGAGCGAAGGGGUUUGCCGGCUGUCGCAUUUGCAUUUGCAG